Molecule: messenger RNA, 384 nt
Organism: Endocarpon pusillum Z07020
Lineage: Eukaryota; Fungi; Ascomycota; Eurotiomycetes; Verrucariales; Verrucariaceae
Exons: 1
Coding region: 1-384 (127 amino acids)
Source: RefSeq, a predicted model, not a curated record
AUGACGCACCAUCUCAACUGGGUGUUCCCAGCCGACCGAUUCGCAGUGAUGAAAACCUUCCGUGAGGACGACUCCGUCUUCUACUGCAUGUCGUCGAUUGGGACGGAAGCAGCAAGAGCGACCAACUAUCUCAUCCCAGAUUGCAAAGCCAAUUAUAUCUUUCUUAAAGUCCAAAUACCCAGUUACGAUGCUGCCUACGACAUACUCGAGAAAAAGGGCGUCAAACUUGACCCAGAUUGUCGAAACGGCCUUCGAAACAGUCUCCUGGGCAUGACCGGGCAGUACCUUGAUAUUUUUGAACACACACAAGGAUCACAGAUUAAAAGACUUAUCGAGAGGAACGAAGAGGAGCUAAGGCUACAACAAGAUCUUAAUGAAUUUUAA